This is a messenger RNA of Polychytrium aggregatum, 1383 nucleotides long. RefSeq lists its product as uncharacterized. Gene Ontology annotation, biological process: SCF-dependent proteasomal ubiquitin-dependent protein catabolic process. Bases 1 to 1383 code for a protein of 460 amino acids. Gene Ontology annotation, cellular component: SCF ubiquitin ligase complex. The record is from RefSeq and is a predicted model, not a curated record. The transcript is spliced from 2 exons. NCBI's taxonomy places the organism in Eukaryota, Fungi, Chytridiomycota, Chytridiomycetes, Polychytriales.
AUGGCCCAAAGCACAGCCUCGAGAACGACAGUACUCCGUUCGAGCAUCAGAAUCAGCUCCCCAACAUCGGUCCCGGUCGCUUCGCAGAAUGCAUCGGCCAUCACCUCCCACCCUGACCGCCUCCCGUUCGAAAUUUGGACUCGUAUUCUCCGAUGCAUGUGCGCGACUGUGCUUGGCGAUGAGUCUCGCUCGCAGCAGAGUUCCCACGCCAUUUCCAUCACCUUCCACUCUCGCACUCACCGCCAGGGGUAUGUCGAUGCUCUCCGCUGGCUGCGCUCGCUGUCGACUGUCUGCCGAACGUGGUACUCCUUCGUCAACCCAUUCGUCCUGCGUCAUACGCUGUGGAACAAAGCGAUGAUGAAGCGCUUCAAAGCCGAGCUCGGUCGAGAUUCCUUCGCCAAAUGCCCCCGACCCGAUUUCCGUUUGAUCCACAACCUGGACUUGCUGGAUGUUCCACAUAUGCUGCCGCACGACCAGGCUCUUGUCCGACUUCUGAAAGAAUGCAGCUCCCUGAGUGCGCUCUCGCUGCACAUCAACUGCCUGUCGAUCGUCGGGCUUGCGGAUCUCGCCCGCGCAACACCAGGUGUCCGGCGGUUGUUCUUCAGAGGCUUCGGCUGCAGCGACAGCACUCCUGUUGCCGAAGACUAUGUCGCAGUCCAGCGGUGGAUUGGCGGCCUCAUAUUCCUGGACCUUUCGUCGCUGGACCCAAGCCAAUCCGGAUACCCUCUGCUCGACCUCAUUUACGCCUCGCUUUCCGCUCAGCUAGAGUACUUCCGAGCGAGCUCCCGAUCGCUUCUCAAGGCUGUCCAUCUCGAAAACGUCCAGGGCUUCUCUGUACAGGACUGGGACCAACUCGAGUUCCCGCACAUGACCGCUUUCUCGUGCUCGUACUGUCCGUUCAGUUCCGAGAUCGACAGCAUCGUUCUUGCCCAUGCUCGAUUCAUGCAGAGACAUCAACGCAGCCUCAGGCAUGUCGACAUCUCUCGUAUUCCGAUCGGACCGUGCACCUGGGAAGUCCUCAAAACCCUGCGGCUCGAGUCCCUGGUUCUCAAUGCAGGGCUGGAUUCUGAGGACAGCCUCGUGGAGUAUCUUACGUCCUCGCCGAAUGCCUGCUCCUUGAAGUCGCUUUCGCUCAACUCGGCAGGACCAAAGGUGUCCGAUCGCUCGCUUGUGACCCUUGCUCGCCGAUGCCCGCAGCUGCAGCGGCUCGACGUCCGCAAAUGCCGGGUGUCCGAGUGGGGUCUUUCGAAGCUCUACCUGGACUGCGCCGAGUUGGUCCUGCUCAAGGCAAGCUGCAGCGUCCAGGUGUCGCUGUCAUUCAUCAAGCUGUGCGAGCAAAAGAGUGGCUUCCAUGACGACUCGGUACAUGUCUUUGCCAGCUAG